Molecule: messenger RNA, 1119 nt
Organism: Puccinia graminis f. sp. tritici CRL 75-36-700-3
Lineage: Eukaryota; Fungi; Basidiomycota; Pucciniomycetes; Pucciniales; Pucciniaceae
Exons: 2
Coding region: 1-1119 (372 amino acids)
Source: RefSeq, a predicted model, not a curated record
AUGGGCGCCCAUUUAAGAAGAGGAUACAACAUCUCUCUUGAACAAAAAAGAAGCGAGAUCGAACUCAGAGCCCAGUCUAGUAGAGGACGACCUCGACACGAGACCAAUCGAGAGGAGCAAUCUCAGCGAGAGAUCCAACAGCCGCCCGACUCUAGAUCAAGAGAACGACCUGCUGGACCACAGCGAGGCAAUGACCCAAGAUACCAGCUUAGUGCCGCAGCAAAGGAGCGACUUCGCACGUUUAAGCUCCGGUCUGCCGCAGAUCAACGCAACCGCUAUGAGAAGACCAGUGGAGGGAGCGUUGCCGUUGGAAUUCGGCGUAUCCCCAGCCCUCAUCAACUCAAGAGCCACUUCUCUGGCUUUAGCAAUGAGGUCAAACAGAUUGACACCGCUGCUGCACCAAAUACCACGUCAAACCUUUGCAGUCCUUACGAGUACCGCCACAAGCCGUCAGAUUCCCUCUCAGAUCCAGCUUCCUUUCCAUCAGAACCCUCACACAGCUCUGAGCCAAUCCGCAACUUCGAUGAGUCCAGACGACAUAAUAGUGGACAACCCCACAGUAGAAGCAGUGAUCAACUUCAUCAACAACCAAUAGCUCAUGUGAUUUCAAGCGCAAGAGAACCGGAACGUCAUCCAAAAGAGGUUUGCCCUCAACCACAUGCUCAGCUCAUCCCCUGUGCCUCGGCCUUUGACUCGCCAACCCUCAGAGAUAACCUACAUGGUUUCUGGCCAACAACAGGUGCCAGAUCAACCACCCAACCAGAGACCUCAGACCACCUUGAGCCAGCAUCAAGAUACCAAAACGCAACGAACUCAAAACAACCAUUUGCCUCCACCCCCGUUACCAUCUACUCAACCCCCACCAGCUUCAGUGUAUUACAAUCAGCGCAGGUGAAUACAACACCUGUAAUACCGACAGGGAAGCUUCCAGCACCAGCAAAAGCUCUCCAAUUUUGUGCCGAACUACAAGCUGAUCCCACAAGCAGGAUGCUAGAGGUUGGAGAGUAUCUGAUGAGAGCGGAGAGGGCAGCCGGAAGAGUUUUCCGCUAUCGUGGGAGGGGAAGAGGAAGCAAUCAAGCCCAACAACAAGGCAACCAGCAGGAAGAAUUACCCCAAUAG